Messenger RNA from Colletotrichum phormii, 3042 nucleotides. RefSeq lists its product as uncharacterized. The transcript has 3 exons. The record is from RefSeq and is a predicted model, not a curated record. Lineage: Eukaryota; Fungi; Ascomycota; Sordariomycetes; Glomerellales; Glomerellaceae. Bases 40 to 2877 code for a protein of 945 amino acids.
GCCGGUGGUUUUCGUUGAACCGCUGCCAAUCCGGUAAAGAUGCACAUCUUGUCAACGGUGGCCCGAUCCAUCACGUCACGAGGCCUGGUACGCGCCGAACAGAUUCAAUCAAAUCAUGGCUUAUCUGUCCGGUUCUUCACGUGUUCCUGUUCCCUUUGUGGUGCAGAGGCAUCUCGGCAAUCAGAUGAGGGCGCGCCGCACUCCCGUUUGACGCUGUCUGGUGGUCCCCCCGUCAUCGUCGAGCACAGCAACGGAGCCAACCAAUCUAGAGCCUCUGAUCCUCAAGCGGCAUCAUAUAAACCACCGGAAAAGCCAGAGGCCUCGUCAGCCUGGGGCUCCUUUGGUAGCCAAAUCGCUAAAGCCAGGCCAAUUCCAAAGGUCGUCAAGAAGGACCCUACGCCGACAAGCGGUAAAGGGACCGCCUCUGGCUCGACACCAUCCUCAAAGAUGAAGACGACAACAGCAGCAGCGCCAACAAGAAAAGCUCAACGCAAAAGCGCGAAUCAGAGCCCGUCACCACCAGCAUCAGCGCAAUGGGGCGCCUUUCAUUCGCUACAGGUCCACGGCCCGGCCCCUGAUCCCAAUCCACCACCCAAGCCGAAGCCGCUGUUAAAGCCACUGGAGAAGCCGAGGGCAAGAGCUGGGGCGCCGGCACCGCGGUGGAAGCGUACUUCGCUUCCGGCACACGAGAGGGCUGGGAAAUGGGGCGGAUUUCAUCAGGAGCAGGGUGUGGCGGCUUCUGGGGAAGUUGAGGACGAGGAGUCUUUGGUUUCCCUCCCUGAAGGGGGUGAGAGGCUGGUUAUGGACGAUGAAUAUGGGCCGAGUCUUCUCGCCGACUUCGACCUCGACCCUGUCGUCGAGGGAAGUGUGAACUUGAGUCUGGAGACUUCAUUGUCCAGGGAUGUUGGCGAGAUGUCAGAGGAGGUUAAAGCACAAGAGACGGAAGCCAAGGCGAUGGAAAGCGAGAUGAAGAAGGCCGAUGGCCACCAAGCAUAUGCCUUGGACUCGGGGUCUCUUCAAGAAGACGGUCAACUGAACCGUCUUUCAACAGAACGUCCUGUCACAUCAAGCACACAACAUCAACCGAACGCAGCAUCUACUUCAAUCAACAAACGAGAAAAAGCAAGGGCCAGGGCGGCAACCAGCAUCAAAUCUCGGAGAGGCGGCCCCAAGAGGGCCGCGGGAACGGGAACUAGGAGCUGGGGACCAGUUUUCGAAGACGUUGAGAGGGACGAUCCUGAAAUCGCCAGGACGACAGGCAAUGAAGAGGAAGCAGAUGCACCUCCACCACCCGCUUGCCUUUCUCCUGGUCACGACGCUACUUCCGGUUCUAAAGUACACCCCGAACCAACACCAAAAACUCAUGAGGAAAUCCUGCCGCCGAUCUCAAACCCCCACGAACUCGAUGCCUCGCCAGCCAAAGUCACCCCGGCUCCCAAGGCCCGCGCUCGAUCCGGAUUCAUCACCCAGGCAGAAGCCGCCGCCCUCAUCGAUAGACUGUCGCGCGAGAGGGGAGUUCUGGUUAUGAAAGCACCCGGGCCCAACCCGAGCGAAGAAGACUUUGAAGACUCAUCAACAAAGAUACAGCCAGGCCGACACGAGCCAGCGGUUCAAGAGGAUAUGAUGAUAGUGUCCAGAGAGCAAGCAUUAGCCGCCAUGCUCCAGGAGCCUGUGGGGCCGUUGCCUUGGGACGUCAAUGAGCAUGAGCAUGCUGCCAUCGAGGAAGCGCAAACGUGUCAUUCACAGGACACCGUCCGCGCAGAGAAACGUCUCGCAGAAGAGCGCUACGCAAUACAACGUCUCACGGAACAACGCCGUAUAAAAGAAUACGUGGGAGAGCGUCGCGCAGAAGAACGCCGCAUAAAAGAGCAAGAACGCCGCACAGAAGAGCUUCACAUGAGAAAACUUUGCAAUGCAGAAAAGCGUGUGAAAGAACUCCGCGAAGAAGAACGUCGCGCUCACGAAAAAGCACGUCAAGCAGAUGAACGUCGCGCUGCAGAAUUUCGCAUACUAGAACGCCGUAUAAAAGAACUUGGCGCAGGAGGACCUAGCCCCGAAGAACGUCUCAUGGAAAGAUAUGCUAAUUUCCAGGCAAUGAAACAAAGUCACCCUUCUAAUAUAGCCAAGGAAGCCUUACGGGAUUUCGACUAUAUCCUAGAAGAACUGUCUACGGAAACAGUUGAACACCACAAUGAAGUGAAAUUUAUCCGGAAUUGGCUCUACUGGCUGAAAGUACUUGUUACACACGUGGAUGAAGGCAAUAUAGCCCCGGGGUUUUGUGACCUCUGUGAGCGUAAGACUCAUGAAAUCACAAGACACCAUGUCAUUCCGCGAACUCAACGUGAUCGCGACCGAUUCACCAUUGAAGAGAUGAACGAGUUGCUGCAACUUUGCCGACCCUGCCACAGAGCUUUACACAGAGCCAUUCCAAACAACGAAGUACUUGCUGUGGAAUUCAACUCUUUGGCGCGGAUUGCUGAACAUCCCCGGAUUCAAUCCUGGUUGAUAUUCGCGAAAGCGCAUUCUAUUCGGGACCUCCACGGUCUGAUGAGACCACAAAAUGCAGAUGGCCUAUAUAAGCUGGAAGGGGAUGAGCGCCAACUCCAUUUGCUCCGUAUUGAGCAAGUCGCCGCGCAAUUCGCAAGCCGGGGGCGAAAGGACUUUCGGGCUCUACGCGACUUCCUGAAGUUUCGGGUUCCCUAUCCCGUCACAGGAAGCGACUUAAGACAUGUUCUCACGAAUCAAAAAGAGGGGGAAAGCUGGAAAGGUCUUUUUCUCGAAAACUUUAAUGCCGGCCGCCAGAAAAGCGGUGACAUAGUGACUGAGACAGGCACUAGAAAACGUAAUAAACUACGCAGGAGACGGCGCAUCAGGUGAAGUCCGAUCAGCAAUUGAAGCUCUAUUCAAUUCCGCUGGUCUCCUCUUGGCUCAGCGUAGGUACACGAUCCCUGGACUCUACCUACCACUCCCGUCUCCUGGUAUCAAGGGCGGCCUCAUAUUUACAAGAAAACAAAUCUAUUGAUUCAUGCCCUUGAGUCUGGG